Trichechus manatus latirostris (Florida manatee) is the source of this 3316-nucleotide messenger RNA. RefSeq names its product prostaglandin D2 receptor 2 (gene PTGDR2). The transcript is spliced from 3 exons. Gene Ontology annotation, biological process: phospholipase C-activating G protein-coupled receptor signaling pathway; complement receptor mediated signaling pathway; positive regulation of cytosolic calcium ion concentration. Lineage: Eukaryota; Metazoa; Chordata; Mammalia; Sirenia; Trichechidae. Bases 156 to 1487 code for a protein of 443 amino acids. Gene Ontology annotation, cellular component: plasma membrane. The record is from RefSeq and is a predicted model, not a curated record. Gene Ontology annotation, molecular function: complement receptor activity; G protein-coupled receptor activity.
CCUUGCUGCCUGGCCUCUGCCUGCCUGCUGCCUGCAGUCCUGUGGCUUUAGGGGCUGACUGCCCGCAGGCUGGGACCCAGCGCUCCUUUGAUGCUCAGCUCUCAGAGGAGGGGCUGGCUCCACCUUGCACAGUCAACACACCCAGCCAGCCACCAAUGCAGGAGCCAGGGGCCGCACUGAGGAGCUGCACACAGGUCAGAUUCACCUCUCCUGGCUCCCAGCCCAGCCCUGUCUCCAGGGUCCCCUGCACUGCCAACCUCAGCGCCGCCUCCCCAGGGCGGAAUCCCGCGAUGGCAACCAACACCACGAAGCCGCUCUGUCCCCUCCUGGAGCAGAUGACCCAGCUCCAGAGCCACAGCAACUCCAGCAUCCGCUACAUCGACUACGUGUCGGUGCUGGUGCACGCCGUGGCCAGCCUGCUGGGCCUGGUGGAGAACGGACUGAUCCUCUUCGUAGUGGGCUGCCGCAUGCGCCAGACCGUGGUCACCACGUGGGUGCUGCACCUGGCGCUGUCCGACCUGCUGGCCACCGCCUCCCUGCCCUUCUUCACCUACUUCUUGGCUGUGGGCCACACGUGGGAGCUGGGCACCACCUUGUGCAAGCUGCACUCCUCCAUCUUCUUCCUCAACAUGUUCGCCAGCGGCUUCCUGCUCAGCGCCAUCAGCCUGGACCGCUGUCUGCAGGUGGUCCGGCCCGUGUGGGCACAGAAUCAUCGCACGGUAGCCGCAGCUCACAAAGUCUGCCUGGGGCUCUGGGCCCUGGCUGUGCUCAACACUGUGCCCUACUUCCUGUUCCGGGACACCAUCCCAAGGCGGGACGGGCGCAUCAUGUGCUACUACAACGUGCUGCUCCUGAGUCCCGGGUCCGACCGCGAUGCCACGUGCAACUCGCGCCAAGCGGCCCUGGCCAUCAGCAAGUUCCUGCUGGCCUUCCUAGUGCCGCUGGCCAUAAUCGCCUCGAGCCACGCGACCGUAAGUGUGCAGCUCCGCCACCGCGGCCGACGGCGGUCCAGCCGCUUCGUGCGCCUGGUGGCCGCCGUGGUGGCGGCCUUCGCGCUCUGCUGGGGGCCCUACCACGUCUUCAGCCUGCUGGAGGCGCGCGCGCACGCCAACGCGUCGUUGCGGCCCCUCGUGAUGCGCGGGCUGCCCUUCGUCAGUAGCCUGGCCUUCAUCAACAGCGUGAUCAACCCGCUGCUGUACGUGCUCACCUGCCCUGACGUGCUGCACAAGCUGCGGCGCUCGCUGCGCAGCGUGCUCGAGAGCGUGUUGGUGGACGACAGCGAGCUGGGCAGCUUGGGCAGCAGCCGCCGCCGCCGAGCUUCCUCCGCUGCCUGCUCGCCGGGCGCCUGCCGCCUGUCCCAGCGUGGGCCUCUGCGCCUCCUCGGCUGCCUGCAGGGUGAGCGCGGCGUGUCCCCGCCCCGGGGCCGGGCGCGCUCCCAGGAUGAGAGGGGCCCGCAGAGCUCGGAGCCCAUGAUUGCUUCCAGUUAGGAGGGUACCCCGAUUCUUCCCGGACGGCCGGCCGAGCUGCGGACACUGUGCACAAAAGCCUCAUGAGCGCACGCCAUUCAGAUGCAGAUGUCGGGACUCCAGCCUGAGAGACCCUAAAGGGUAGUUGGAGGGACAGGACCCAGGAAUCUGCAUUUUUAAGCGUACCAGACGAUGCAAUAAGAAACAAAGCGAGUCACUGCAGCGCUUCGAGAACUUUGAUAUGCCCACAGCUCACCUUCCUAGCUUGUUAAAGCCCAGACUCAGAUUCAGCAGGCUGGGUGGGGUGGUGGGAUGCCGAGAUUUUGCGUUUCUAACAAGCUCCCCCAGGAGAUCACGGCAGCUGGUCCGUGGACCACACUUGGAGUCACACGGAGUUAAAAUCAUAACAGACUUCUCUCAAGCUAGGACAGUGGACACCCAAGGGCACUGGGGACGCAGUUCCCUGGAGUUCAGUGUUUCCGGUGACUGGGGAAGGAGGUUAUUUUUACAUUCAACCAGUAAUGCAUUUUUGGAGAAGAAAGGUCUGAGAAAUACGGUUCCAGUCUAACCUUCACUUCAGUCAACGUUUAUUGAGCUUUAUCCCACUCUUAGGAGGCAGGUACUAUUGGUCCCAAUUUUUACAGAGGAGGAAACAGAGACACAGGGAGAUAAAGUAACUUGCCCAGUUUCAUGGCUAGUGAGGGAGUCUGCACUCUAACCUCUAACCUUUGGAUGCUCAAUACAUACUUGUUAAGUGAAAGAACACCCUCUGACUUACCCAAGGUACUUAAGCUAGUAGCUGACUUGGGGCCCUCGUCUCUGAUUUUCUCAUCCAGCACUGCCCAAAGUGUUUAUACAGCAGAAACAAGAGGGUACCAUGGUUUAAUGUUUGGGAAACACCGGGCUAAUCAAUCAGUCUGAUGGGCUGCUACUGAAGAUCUUGUCUUCAGUACUUGAACGUGCCCUGCCGCCUCCGAGACCACAGCACGGGGCAUUUCCUAGCUCAUCUGACCUCAUAUCCUGAGCCCUGGGUAGGCCUGGUGUUCUGUGGGGUGCCCCUGGGCAAAUGCUGGGAAUUGCAAGAUCUUUGCAGUGCCCACCUCCCAACCAUGCCGGGGCUGGGAAGCGCAGCCGUCACUCCCAGCUUGUAGGUGAGAGGGUCCCUGGUACCUCCUUCUAGCAUAGCACCUCCCACUGCACCAUGACAUUUGUCCACUCCCUAUUUCCUCGAUCCACCGCGGACCUGGGGACAGAGACGGCUGGUUUUCAGCUCUGCAUCCCUGGGACUGGUCAGUAAGUGUUCAGUGGGUGGAACAUUAGUGAAGAGCUGGGAUGAGAAACACUGGUUUCCCUUGGGAUCUGGGUCUGGUGCCCCUUCUGCCGCCCCCAGGCUGGGGCCCCCAAAAGCUGGACUGGCUAGCCCAUUGUUUACUUCCAGGCCUAGUGCCAGGCGGUGCCUGGCCCACGGCUAGUACUCGGCCAGCUGAACAGUCAGAUGAACAGCUGACAUCCCAUCUUAACACCUUGCCCCAUGCCCCCUCCACCCCCAACCUGCUUUUGCUUACUCCAGAGCAGUUUCGCCACCCAACAUACAAUGUACUUUACUGGUUUAUUAUCUGUUUUCCUCCAUCAGAAUGAAAGAACCUUGAGGGCAGGGGCUUUUGUCUGACUCCCGGUAUCUGGAAUUGUGCCCACUCACAGCAGGCAUUCAAUAAAUAAUUUUGUCCUAGAUGGGUGGGCAUGAGUUAAUCAGAUCUUUGGGGCUGCUGUGGACUCUGACACAGGAAGGAGCAUGCUGGGGAGAAACCCUGCUCCCUGCAGUCUCCCCAUUUUAAGCUUCCAGUAUUGAA